Boleophthalmus pectinirostris (great blue-spotted mudskipper) is the source of this 1809-nucleotide messenger RNA. RefSeq names its product angiotensinogen (gene agt). The transcript has 7 exons. NCBI's taxonomy places the organism in Eukaryota, Metazoa, Chordata, Actinopteri, Gobiiformes, Gobiidae. The record is from RefSeq and is a predicted model, not a curated record. Gene Ontology annotation, biological process: regulation of systemic arterial blood pressure by renin-angiotensin. Bases 252 to 1628 code for a protein of 458 amino acids. Gene Ontology annotation, molecular function: serine-type endopeptidase inhibitor activity.
UCACCACCACCACCACGGCCUUCACGUCAACAAGGGAACAGCUAUUGAGUGUUCUCUCUUUAAGCUUUCACCCAGAUGCAUUGAUUGGAAGUUGGGGAGUACAAAGCACCCUAUGACAGCACCAGCCCCAAACCAGAUUUUAGGUUAAUAAGUAACAGCAAAGGAGAGCUUUAAAAGUGAGUUCAGGCCAGUCAUUGCUCAUUCAGCACUGAGGAAUUAGCCAGCAUCACAAGAAGCUCACAAUUGUUAAAAUGAAGAGAUAUACCCUCAUCCUCCUCUGCUCUUGUAUCUUUGCUGGGAGCAGAGCAAACCGAGUCUACGUUCAUCCUUUCUCACUGUUUGCUCUUGAAAAUGUCAGCUGUGAGACUCUGUCAACCCAACCCAAGCCCUUUGAGACCAUCACCGUGGCGCCCCUUGAUCUGAACAUCCUGACCCUGGACACAAGGGACAUGUCCCGAGUGGACACUCAGAGACAGAACAUCAGAGAGAGGACGACUGUUUUAGCACAGCAGCUGAACCCUCUGGGCCUGAGGAUGUACAUGGCGCUUAGUGCCAGACAACAGAGCAGCAACACGCUCUUAUCUCCAGUCAACGCUUUCGGCUCCCUAGUCACAUUUUAUCUUGGAGCAUCCAAGAAAACAGCCAGCGCAUACCAGAACUUCCUGGGGCUGAUCAGUGGCACUGACCGUGAGGACUGUGUGUCUUUUGUGGAUGGACACAAAGUGUUGAGGACUCUGCAGAGCAUCAAAUCUCUGGUGGACGAUGGGCCAAAGGACGAGAUCAGCACACAGGUGUGGGCGUUUACUCCGACGCACACGCAGCUGUCCACAAACUUUGUCCACGGGACACAGGACUUCUCCGACUCCUCUUUCAUCCGGAGUCUGGACUUCUCCAACACACAGGAGGCAGAGCAGCAAAUCAAUAGCUUUAUAGAAAAGACAUCAGGGGGCAAAAUAAAAAGCAUCUUCACUGAAGUAAACACAAGCAGCAAUCUGCUGUUUCUCAGCUUCUUCAAUUUCCAAGGUAACUGGAAAACAGUCUUUCAGCCUGAAAAAAACUCACAGCAAGAGUUUUAUGUGGACGAGACAACCACUGUCAUGGUUCCGCUGAUGACACACACCGGUCCCUACCACUACCUAAAUGAUAAGGUUCGGCGCUGCACAGUGGUCAAACUGUCUCUGAGUAAGCGAUCCUACAUGUUACUGGUACUGCCCCAUGAAGGCACUAGUCUGAGAGAAAUCGAGCCCAAGUUGCUUACUGUUAUAUCUUUCUGGAAAGAAAACCUGCAAGAAGGUCUUCUAGAGUUGUCACUGCCAAAGUUCUCCAUGUCUGCUGUGAGUAAUUUGCGUGAGCUUCUGACCACCAUGAGUUCAGAGAUUGAGCCCAGACUCUUUGGUGCUGAGGCAGAGUUCAACCAACUCAGCAGCACCAAACACUUCACCGUUGAUAAGGCAAUCAUCAAGGUGACGUUUGCGAUGUCAGAAGAAGGAGCUGAAGUUCAAGCCAAGACCCAGGAAGGUGGCAUCCCUCUAAAACUGUCCAUUAACCGGCCUUUCUUCUUCUCAGUCAUCGAGAUAGAGUCUGAUGCUAUAUUGAUGCUGGGCAAGGUUACUAAUCCUGCCCUCUAAAAUAGGAUUUAUAGCACUAUUCUUACAUGUACUAGACCACAGUUAUAUUCUUAAAAUGUGAAGGAUGAGAACUUGUAACCUCGUCAGUAUUUAUAAAUAUCACUAAAUAUAAGUGGUUUGUAUAUUAUGUAUGACAGCAGUGUUCUGAUACUGUGAUUAUAGUUUUGUACUAGUACUUACA